AUGGACUGCGUGGCUUUCAAAAAUAAGCAGUUGCAACAGCAUUUCAUACCCAUGCAAAGUGUGUCGAUUCCAAAACAUAUAAAACUCGCUGAUCCUAAUUUUAACGUAUCGGCAAACGUUAAUAUGUUAAUCGGGGCCGAGUCCUUCUGGAGGCUCAUUUGUGCGGGUCAGAUCAAACAAGCAAAAAAUCAGCCGACUUUGCAAAAGACACACUUUGGAUGGAUCAUUUCCGGCAAGACGAGCUGGAUGAAUUGGGAGAAUGCCAAGGCUCUCCCUUCUUUCUAUCUUUCUCAUCAUGCUGUGCAAAAUGAAACGAGUUCCACUACAAAGUUCCGGGUUGUAUUUGAUGGCUCAUGCAAGACCACGACCAGACUAUUGUUAAACGACAUUGAGAAUAGGGAUACACCACUGCAAGAAAAUCUCUUCUCUAUUUUGGUAAGGUUCCGAACAUUCAAAAUCGCUCUCACAAUCGAUAUAGCCAAGAUGUAUCGGCAGAUUCUGAUCGAUUCAACCCAGACACCAUUGCAACGUAUUUUCUGGCGAGAGUCACCAGAUGAGCCCAUUAAGACUUUUGAAUUACUCACUGUCACCUAUGGCACGUCAUCAGCAUCAUUCUUGGCUAUCAGAGCCCUGAGAAAGUUAGCGGACAGUACGGAUUGCUAUCCGAUGGCGUCACAAAUAGCAUUGAGAGAUUUCUAA
Messenger RNA from Acromyrmex echinatior (Panamanian leafcutter ant), 699 nucleotides. RefSeq lists its product as uncharacterized. Lineage: Eukaryota; Metazoa; Arthropoda; Insecta; Hymenoptera; Formicidae. The record is from RefSeq and is a predicted model, not a curated record.